GAGAAGUGAACAGUUCCUGGUUUACCAGUGAAGAAGAAAGAGAGGCAGCGUUAAACCAUCAGAUCCUCCAACAUGAACGUUUGUCAGUCUCUGAUCUGCUUCUUCUUCCUCACACUGCAGGAUGGAAACAUUGGUCUCAUCAAUGCAGAAAUCAUCGAGCGUACAGGAACUGAAGGAGGAAACAUCACAGUUGGAUGCUCCUUCACUUUCUCUGGAAGGAGGAGGAUCUUCUGUAAGGACGAAUGUAAAGAUGGAGACAUUCUCAUUGACACAGAAGAGAUCACAGCCCAGAGAGGCAGAUACAGCAUCGAAUAUAAAAAGACUUCAACAUUUUCUCCAAUUCUGUAUGUGAGCAUCACAAACCUGACUCAGUCUGACUCAGGACGGUACAGAUGUAGUUUGGACAGAUUUUUGUCUCCAGAUGGAAACAUAAAUUUUGAGAUCCGAGUUACAGAUGCUCCAACCUCUCCUCUCAGACCCUCUUCACCAUCAGUCCCAUCAGCCUCCACACUGAUGACAUCACAGAGUUUAAGCUCCAUACCUUCAUCAGCCUCCACACUGAUGACAUCACAGAGUUUAAGCUCCACACCUUCAUCAGCCUCCCCUGAAGCCAGCGAGCAGCCUCCACAGAAACACACAGCACCAGCUGCACCUGCAGCUCACACCCCAAGAGCUCUGCUGUAUGUGGGUCUGACUCUGGUCCUCUUCUUCAUCAUGUUAUCAGUAGCUUUGCUGAUUUUCUGCAGGAAGAGAGCCUGGAAACCCAAAGAACCUCCUCUGGAAACUGAGUACGCUAUUGUCACUGAUGCCAACCGAGUGUAUGAGGAGAUCAGAGAGGACAGACAGAGCACAUCUCCUCCUGUAGAAGUGUCUACAGUUUACACUUACGUCAAAUACACCAAACCAGAUGGAGUGGAAACCACAGAGGAGUACAGCUUAGUCACUGCACCCACUUCUCAGAAGAAAACUGAAGACAACUGGAGUGACCUCACCUACUCUGAGCUGGAUCUUCCCAACGGUACAGCUGCCCUCGCUGCACAGCGCCCCCUGUGGUGA
Perca fluviatilis (European perch) is the source of this 1056-nucleotide messenger RNA. Its product is annotated as CMRF35-like molecule 9. The record is from RefSeq and is a predicted model, not a curated record. Lineage: Eukaryota; Metazoa; Chordata; Actinopteri; Perciformes; Percidae. The coding region runs from base 73 to 1056 and encodes 327 amino acids. The transcript is spliced from 7 exons.